AUGACCGACGAGAUCACUGCUGCACCACGACAGCAGGACUCCGGCCCAGCUGGGUCAAGCUCGUACAACCACCACUUUUCAAAACAACAAAUGGGCGACGACGAGAAACAGCUUGACCUCCGCGAUGAUUCCAACAUCCCAAACAACAAGUUUGCGUUCACGCCGACGCAGCUGCAUAAGCUGAUCACCGCCCGAAGCCUAUCAGCGCUGCGAGCCUUCGGAGGUCUCCCUGGAUUGGCCGCAGGUCUUCGGACAGAUCUCGCCGCUGGCCUCAGUGUCGACGAGACCGAUCUCGAUGGAGCGAUAUCCUUCCAAGAGGCAGUGGCCGCCGGCAAGGCUCACCGAUCUGCCGUAAUCACUCCCUUGCCGUCAGCUCCAACGCACGAACAUGGUUUCAAGAUCGAUCUGGACAUUGGCCAACAUGAAGAGAAGGGCUUCACCGACCGCAGACGCAUAUUUGGCGAGAACCGGUUGCCCAAGCGGAAGCAAAAGUCAUUCAUGAGGUUAGCAUGGAUCGCGUUCAAUGACAAGCUCAUGUUCCUCCUCACACUCUCGGCCACAAUCUCAUUAGCCCUCGGUAUCUAUGAGUCCGUCGAUGCAGCGGAGAGCGAGAACAAGAUCCAAUGGGUCGACGGAGUGACUGUCGUCGUCGCCAUCUUUGUCAUCGUCUUCGCCAGUGCAGCCACGGACUGGCAGAAGAACCACAGAUUCGCGAAGCUCAACGAGAGAAAGGAACAACGAGACGUCAAGGUCAUUCGAUCGGGCAAGACGCAGAACCUAUCGGUAUACGAGGUGCUGGUGGGGGACAUCAUGCACAUAGAGACCGGUGAUGUUGUCGCUGUUGAUGGUGUCCUAGUCCAAGGCUCUGGUAUUCAGAUCGACGAGUCGACGAUCUCUGGCGAGUCGGAACUGGUGCACAAGAACGUCCCCAGCGAUAGUGACAUUCGCAACAAGAAGGCUCACAGAUCAUCGGCAACUGACCCAUUCAUCCUCAGCGGCACGACGGUUUCUGGUGGUGUCGGCGCGUACUUGGUCACCUCUGUUGGCACCAAUUCGACCUACGGUAGGACUCUGAUGUCGCUGAGAGAAGACGUGGAUGAAACUCCGCUGCAGCAGAAGUUGGGUAAGCUCGCCAAGCAGCUCAUCACCUUUGGCGCCAUCGCCGGCAUCAUAUUUUUCCUCAUCCUCUUCAUUCGCUUCUUGGUGGGACUUCGAUCGAUGUCUGGUAGUUCCUCGGAGAAGGCCGAAACUUUCUUCAAACUACUCAUCCUUGCCGUCACUGUUGUCGUGAUCACCGUGCCGGAAGGUCUUGCUCUUGCGGUGACGCUUGCCCUUGCCUUUGCCACCACCAGAAUGCUGAAGGAUAAGAACCUGGUUCGCCUCAUUCGUUCAUGUGAGAUUAUGGGCAACGCGACGUGUAUCUGCUCUGACAAGACAGGCACGCUGACCCAGAACAACAUGACUGUCGUUGCCGGCCGCAUAGGCAUCUCUGAGCGCUUCGGUGACAUCGCAAAAGUGCCGUCAACCACGACAGACGAAGCUGAUAAGGGUGCUGUCAGCGACUCUGGGGCCAGUGACGACAACCCUCGAGGGCUUCUGGACUCGCUCAGCGACGAUGUGAAAACGUUGAUGAAGAACAGUGUCUCCCUCAACUCAACCGCGUUCGAGAGCGAUGAUCCGAAAGAUCCCGGCUUUGUCGGUACAAGCACCGAGACGGCCUUGCUUAGAUUCGGCCGUGACUUCCUAUCUAUGGGCCCUCUCAAUGAAGAGCGAGCGAAUAACGAGGUUGCCGACAUGUUCCCCUUCGAUGCCUCGCGCAAGUGGAUGGCGGUCAUGGCCAAGGUUUCUGAAGGGAAAUACAGGCUUCUCGUCAAGGGCGCGGCUGAGGUGGUCUUCGAUCAGUGCUCCUUCAUCCUCAAGAACCCAAAGACAGGACUCGCCGUCCAAGUCAUCACCGCCGAUGCCCGCGAAGACAUGCGUUCUACGAUCCGAGACUACGCCUCACAGAUGCUGCGGCCCAUAGUUGUCGCCUACAAAGACGUGGAUUCCGCCGAAGCAUUCGAGAACCCCGAUGACCCCGACUCGAUCAAGUUCGAGAAGCACUUUAGCGAUAUGACGUUCGUCGGAGUGUUUGGCAUUCGCGACCCUCUCCGACCGGAAGUCCCCGACUCUGUGCGCCAGUGUCAAGACGCAGGCGUGUUCGUCCGCAUGGUCACCGGCGACAACUUCUUGACUGCGAAAGCCAUCGCAAAAGAGUGCGGGAUCUACAGUCCGGGAGGUCUGGCUAUGGACGGGCCGACGUUCCGAAAGCUGACACCUGCUCAAUUGGACUUGGUCAUUCCUCGACUCCAAGUUCUGGCUAGGUCUAGCCCGGAAGACAAGCUACUCCUUGUCACACACCUGAAGGGAAUGGGUGAGACUGUCGCUGUUACUGGUGAUGGUACCAACGACGCGUUGGCCCUCAAGGCGGCUGAUGUGGGCUUUGCUAUGGGAAUCCAAGGCACGGAAGUAUCCAAAGAGGCUGCAUCUAUCAUCCUGCUUGAUGAUAACUUUGCAUCCAUCGUCAAAGCUUUGAUCUGGGGUCGAACGGUAAACAUCGCGGUGAAGAAGUUCCUGCAAUUCCAAUUCACUAUCAACAUCACUGCCGGCACCCUCACCGUCGUCUCGGAGCUUGUUGGUGACUCGCUCUUUACGAUUGUCCAGCUUCUUUGGAUCAAUCUCAUCAUGGACAUCUUCGCGUCGCUUGGCUUAGCUACCGACUACCCUUCGCACGACUUCAUUCGACAGCGCCCAGAGCCCCGCAAGGCACCCAUCGUCACCAUCACCAUGUGGAAGAUGAUCCUGUGCCAGGCCGUCUACCAGCUCGCCGUGAUGUUCACGCUGCACUACGUCGGCGAGUCUCUCUGGGGAAUUGACACCAGCGACCAGAACCAAGUACAAUCCUUCCAAACAAUGGUCUUCAACAUCUACGUGUUCAUGCAGUUUUUCAACCAGCACAACUGCCGUCGUGUCGACAACCGACUUAAUAUCUGGUACCAAGGCGUCCUCCGCAACCCGUGGUUCAUCGGCGUCCAGUGCGCCACUCUAGCAGGUCAGAUGAUCAUCAUCUGGAAGGGUGGUCAGGCCUUCGACACCCGCCCUCUCGACGGCCCGCAAUGGGGCUGGUCCAUGCUCUUCGGCGUAUUGGUCAUUCCCCUCGGAGCAAUUAUCCGCCAGAUUCCUGAUGAAUGGGUGUAUGCUUUCUUCCAGAUGAUCAAGCGAGCCUUCGUUGGCACCCUCUACGGCAUGUCCAAGCUCUUGCCCUCCAGAUGGAGGAAGAAGGCGGAAGAGGAAGCAGAAGACUUGGGAGCAAUGGAGAGUUGGGUCUUGCAGACCGGCGCAGCACUCCUGCGGCCAAUGAACUACGAAUGGGGUAGCACGACACCACCGCCCGGUGGCGGACUCGCCGGUCGCGUUUCCAGCAUCCCCGCCGCUCAGAGAGAGGCCUUGGCGCGCGCGGCCCGGGCUGGAACAGGCGACAACGAGAUCGACGUGCCUCAGCUGAUCGAGAAUGCGCGGUACGCGAAGGUUGAGCUAUCCUACGGCCUCGAAGUCCACCCUGGGACUCCCAAAGAGGACCCGAUCUUGCUCACAUCCAUUGGAAUUGAUGGCAAGAAGUGCCCUCCGAGUCAAGAUCCCGAGAUCUUGAGAUAUUUGCAGCGCCCCCACUCCAAUUAA
Molecule: messenger RNA, 3717 nt
Organism: Colletotrichum gloeosporioides
Lineage: Eukaryota; Fungi; Ascomycota; Sordariomycetes; Glomerellales; Glomerellaceae
Product: Calcium-transporting ATPase 2
Exons: 2
Coding region: 1-3717 (1238 amino acids)
Biological process (GO): intracellular calcium ion homeostasis; calcium ion transmembrane transport
Cellular component (GO): membrane; intracellular membrane-bounded organelle
Molecular function (GO): P-type calcium transporter activity; ATP binding; ATP hydrolysis activity
Source: RefSeq, a predicted model, not a curated record